Molecule: messenger RNA, 3006 nt
Organism: Asterias rubens (European starfish)
Lineage: Eukaryota; Metazoa; Echinodermata; Asteroidea; Forcipulatida; Asteriidae
Product: calcium-activated chloride channel regulator 1-like
Exons: 15
Coding region: 1-3006 (1001 amino acids)
Source: RefSeq, a predicted model, not a curated record
AUGGACACCACUCUGCUAGCCUUGUUGCUACUCUUCGCAGUGCAAAGCGUAGUCUCUCUCACCAGGCCCAACUUUAUAACACUUAAAGACAACGGUUACACUGGCAUCACGGUAGCAAUCCACAAUCAAGUGAUGGAAGACGAACAACUUAUUAAGCGUCUAAAGGAUAUGUUUACGGAAGGCUCCAAGUAUUUGUACGAAGCAACACGAAACAGGGCCUACUUCAAGGAGGUAACCAUCCUAGUUCCCAAGACGUGGUCUUCAAAACCUGAGUACGAACUUCCCGGUGGUAUAACAUUCGACAAUGCUGAUGUGAUUGUGGCCCCGCCCAAUCCACGCUGGGCGCCAUUACAGUAUACUAAGCAAUACGAAGGCUGUGGGAAACAGGGCGUACACAUUCAUUUCAUGGACGCUUUUCUGACUGACCCAAACACUGAGCUGUACUACGGCCCACUAGGUCGCACAUUCGUUCACGAGUGGGGUCACUUUCGCUGGGGACUCUUUGAUGAAUAUGCUGAUCCAGUUGGCGAUCCCGAUAACUACCAAGAAUUCUAUUUCUCGCCAUCGACGCAAAGUUUUGAAGGGGUGAGAUGCUCCUACGGUCACACUGGCCAGCCACUUAUUUUUCUCCCUGAGAGUCUGGCAUAUCGACACUGCGCUGGCAACUCGUAUAUAGGCUACGAGGAUGGGUGCGUCUUCUAUGUAUCCAGGGAGCAAAAAGACGUCACUGCAUCCAUUAUGUACAGCACAUACCCACUCCAGGAAAUAACUAAAUUCUGUGACGUCGAUGGGCAAGAUGAAUCCAGUUACCAUAACAGAGAAGCCCCGAACAAACACAAUCGCCUAUGCUCAAGGAGAAGCAACUGGGAGAUCUUAAAGGAACACGAAGAUUUCAAGAAUGGUAACAACCCUGCAACUGAGAUAGGUGACCAAGGUCUCGUACCGUCCUUUACUAUCGUUCAGCAUGGAGAAGCCCGUGUGGUUCUUCUCCUAGAUACAUCGGGAAGUAUGAAGAACGACCAGAAGUUCUUGAAGAUGAUAAGCUCGUCUGCCAACUUCCUUUCCUCUAUCGUUAUCGAUGGGAGUUCGGUGGGUAUCGUAGAGUUCAACUUUCAGGCUUUUAAACUCAAAGAGUUGACAGCUAUUACUUCAGAUUCUGACCGUGAUGAGCUGCUACAAGCUCUGCCGGAUAAAGCCGACGGCUGGACAGCCAUCGGAGAUGGUCUUCUGAAAGCAAUCGAGGUAUUAUCCACGGGUUCCCAAGACCCCAAAGGUGGUAUCAUUAUGCUCAUCAGUGACGGUGAGGAGAAACACGGAGCCGACAGCAACCCAAACCCUCACGAUCUUCCCUAUGUGGCUGAUGUCAUGGAUGACGUCAUUAACUCUGGCGUCAUCGUCGACACGUUAGCCUUUUCUCAAGGCGCUUCUACCUUACUCCCUAGUAUUUCAAAGGCAACAGGUGGUAAAACUUUUUUCUACUCCAACGAGCCUGGAUCGAAUACACUGUAUGACGCCUUUGCUGCAACAAUGGAGAGAGGUGACGUCAUCGACGCAGAUAAACGUGUGCAGCUGACUGGUACGUCUUGGUCAUUAGCAAGUAGCGAGGAAAGGGAUGGCAGUUUUUUCAUGGAUACCACCCUGGGAAGGAGGACGGAGUUCAGCUUUUCUUGGACCAAAAAGAAUGUGCGAGGUAUCGAUGUAACAAUCACGACCCCUAGUGGGAGAUUUAUCGACUCGUCUUAUGAAGGUUAUGGCGUCGAUACAUCAUUCAGGAUUCUCACAGUAAAGAUCAGAGACAUAGCAGAGGCAGGUUCGUGGAAAUACACAGUUGUGAAUUGGUACAAUGAGAUACAGGAGAUUGCAAUCUCAAUCUCUUCACAUCCAGCGAGUGAUGACGUCGACCCCAUUGUCGUGACGUCAGAGUUGAGCGGCUCCGUCACGGACUUUGCCAACGGGGAGCCACUGACUGCGUUUGCCGAGAUCAGGCAGGGGUUCAGCCCGAUGAUCUACGCUAAUGUCUGGGCGACCAUCGAGAGACCGGCUGGCUACGAUCCGGUCAGGCUCAGACUGCUGGACAACGGAGCUGGAGCGGACAUCACUAAGAAUGACGGGGUUUACUCUAGAACCUUUACUGAGUUUUCCGGUGUGGGUUACUAUGGUAUACGGAUUGACGUGGAUAAUAAUGACGGCGAUGCGAUCAUCAUCGAUUCGACUACAGCCUUCUCUAAGGCUCGACCUAUUGUGGACCCCGAUCAGGCCUUCAACCUUCCUGCAAUAGGCGGUGUCAAGAUCCCAUUUCCCGGGGCUCAACCUGAAGAGCCAACCGGCCGACCAGCACCGUCCUUCAGCCGCGGAACCUCCGGAGGAUCCAGCUACGUUAAGGAGCUCCCCGCGGGGUUCACGCCGGGGGGCGAUUACUUUCCACCCGAUGACGUGCUUGAUCUGCGUGUCAAACAGACAGUGUUCAGCCAGAGCACUGUGGUACUCACUUGGACUGCACCGGGGGACGAUCUCGACAAUGGAGCAGCGUCUCUAUAUGAAAUCAUCCGUGCCGAGUCAGUCCUUGCCUGGCAGAACGACUCGUCCCCAGGGUCUCAUCGUAUUCUAAACUCAACCGACAUACUCAACGGAAGCAUCUCGACCCCACUUGACUUCGGUAACCUGGAAGAAUACACCAUCCUCGUCCCCAUACCAAAGGGAGCCAACGUAGUCUCUUACGCAUUCGUCCUGCGAGCUUUCGAUGAUGCUGGUAACCCAUCUGGAUUCUCCAAUGCUGUACAAGCGGUGUUGAGGGAGACUAUUCCUCAACCUCCGAGUCAGUUAGGUCUUGCCGCCUGGGAGAUAGCGUUGAUAGUGAUUGGGGCAGUUGUUGCAGCGCUGUUGAUAGUGUUGGGUGUGGCUUACCUGAUCAAGACUCACAAACGUAAAGAAGUCAAUGUGGAAGAUACCGUAUAUGAGGUUAACAAGGAGGAGGGCGCAGGGGGAACGAGUCUUACAAAAGCUUGA